AUGGCUCGCCCUCACCAGCGUCUUGAACAUGAAGCCAUGCUGGACGAGCCCGAGCUUCGAGAGCUCGUCGUUGAGGGUAGAGACCUUCGCUCGGAGCUGACUAGCAUGAAAUCCAUCCGUGCCGAUAGGCAGGCCGCCAAGUGUAAUCCCGCCAGUGACGACCUCGAAGUGAAGGAGUUGAGUCUUGAGACGGCGCUUAAGGCUCUUCUUCAGCUGCGAGAGAUCAGGGUGUUGAUGCCAGGAGGGGAUGUAAACUUUCGACUCGCGAGCGUUGUCAGCAUAGGCCAAGACUCGAACAGAGGGAAAAAGCUCUGCGAUAUGGAGGAGCAGGGGGUGGAUACUGUGGCAGAAAAACACGCUGGAGGGGACAUCGCCCUGACAGACGCCCGAGAGUCGAAGGUCAGCAGAGUCUCCAUAGUAGCUGGAGAGGUAGGAGGCGAACAAACGGAGAUGCUCGCAAGAGGGCAAGCUUGCGCCUUCAGUGAUGCUCCCAUCAAAGCUAGUGGUGUCGAGGAUGUCAGUCAAAUCCACCUGCAGCACUGCAAGCGCUUGCUGGGUGAGAUGAUCCGCGGAAGCACUUCCAAAGGCAGGCGACGCACCAUCAGGGAACUUCUCUUGUGCUUCAGCAAGAAGAUCAGCGAAAGAUUCAGCCUUGUCGCGGCGGAGGAGCAGGCUCAGACUCCUGAGACGAUUGGCCGGACUGCCGCUGCUCCCUCGGCCCGCGCGGUUGUGGUCGCUGCUGUUGCUGGUGUUGCUGCUGCUGCUGCUGCUGCUGCUGACGCUGGCGUUGCUGCUGCUGCUGCUGCUGCUGCGGUUGCUGCUGCUGCUGACGCGGGUGCUGCGGCUGCGGCUGCGGCUGCUGCGGUUGCUGCUGGUGGCGGUGGUGUUGCGGCUGCGGCUGCGGCUGCGGCUGCGGCUGCGGCUGCGGCGGCUGCGGAUGUGGCUGCCGCCGCCGUUGCUGUUUUUUCCGUUGCCGCCGCCCUCGCGAGGGCUGCUGGGGCGGUUGCAGCUGCUCGGACUCCUGCAGCUGCUGCUGUGGGAGGGACGAGGGCUGCAGGUGCCGAGGUGACCGCCGAAGUUGCUGCUGCUGCUGCUGCUGCUGCUGCUGCUGCUGCUGCUGCUGCUGCUGCUGCUGCUGCUGCUGCUGCUGUCCUUGGGGCGAUAGCGCUUGAAAAGAGCUUUCCAUUCACCCUUCAAGAAACGUCGGCACUGGCGCUUGAUAAGCGCGUCCUUGACGCUGCAACAUGGAGGGCGUCGAGGUUGACUUCCCCCCACUUGGUCAGGUCGGCAGAGCUACCAAUGGAUGUGGAUAUCGCCCUUCAUCUUGCGGCCAUGAGGAUGGGAGGACCAGCGUUUGCAGGUCUGGAGAUGAUGUGCAGCAACGGAGGGAUCGAGCUCGCGCUGACAUCCAUCACAUUUCGUCGGACACUGGCAGAUCGGCAUGCCAUGGAGAUAGCAGUCGAGCAUCUGAGCAUAGCGCUGAAGAAGGCUAAUGGAUUUACGAAGAGCCUUAAGCGCCGUCUCAAGACUCAACUUCUUCACUUCGAGGUCGUCACUGGCGGGAUUACACUUGGCGGCCUGCCUAUCGGCACCGAUGGAUUUCAUGCUAGCCAGUCAGCUCCGAGCGAAGGUUUCCGAAGUUCUACCCUCAACGAAGAGCUCUCGAAGCUCGGGCUCGUCCAGCAUGGCUUCAUGUUCAAGACGCUGGUGAGGGCGAGCCAUCUCCAGAAGCUCCGCUUCUUCCUCCAGGGGUCAUCUCCGUUUCUCCCGCGGGUCCAGUCACAGAUUCGUCGCUUUGACCUCUCUGUCCACCUGGCGCUUGAGAAAUACCACCGCUGGCCUUCCUCGCAGUACCUCUCUGCGCAUCCCGACCUGCUAGAGUUUGCGAGGUUCAAGCGGGAGCUUCCGCAUAGUCGGGGAGGGGACGAGUUCACGCCCUCUGAGGCUGAGUCUCGAGCUACUAUCCCCUCAAGGCCUUUCCGCACCGCUAUGCGAGUCUCGAGCUACUAUCCCCUCAAGGCCUUCCCGCACCGCUAUGCUCAGAUGCUCGACUGCUAUCUCCAUGGCCCACCGCAUGCCGAUCUGCCAGUGUCCGACGGAAUGUGA
Guillardia theta CCMP2712 is the source of this 2106-nucleotide messenger RNA. RefSeq lists its product as hypothetical. NCBI's taxonomy places the organism in Eukaryota, Cryptophyceae, Pyrenomonadales, Geminigeraceae. The record is from RefSeq and is a predicted model, not a curated record. The transcript is spliced from 10 exons. Bases 1 to 2106 code for a protein of 701 amino acids.